Molecule: messenger RNA, 4047 nt
Organism: Cottoperca gobio
Lineage: Eukaryota; Metazoa; Chordata; Actinopteri; Perciformes; Bovichtidae
Gene: avl9
Product: AVL9 homolog (S. cerevisiase)
Exons: 16
Coding region: 208-2103 (631 amino acids)
Cellular component (GO): cytoplasm
Source: RefSeq, a predicted model, not a curated record
UGCGCUGCAGUGUACCCUCCUGCUCCAUUCGUCCUUUGAUACGGUAGGACGUGCCGGAAGAGAGAAUCAUCUGCGCGGUGUUGUGUUGUGUCCGCCUGCCUGCUUGCUUGUCUACUGCGGAUUCAGGUGGGAAACGCUUUGUUGGCUUUGUUUACAUCCGACCCCGGAGUUAAAAACAACACAGGACAGACACAACAUCCGGGGGCAAUGGAGUCCCACGGCAGAGACGAUCUAAAGGGACCGGUGCUGAAUAUCGUAGUGGUUGCAUUUCACCACAAAAAGGGCUGUCAGGUUGAAUUCUCUUACCCGCCGUUGAUGCCAGAUGAGGGUCACGACAGUCACCUGCUGCCGGAGGAGUGGAAGUACCUCCCUUUCCUGGCCCUCCCUGACGGGGCACACAACUACCAGGACGACACCGUGUAUUUCCACCUGCCGCCCCUGAGUGAGGACAUGAAGUGUGUCUACGGAGUUUCCUGUUAUCGGCAAAUAGAAGCAAAGGCCCUGAAGGUCCGAGAGGCUGACGUCACCAGGGAGACGGUUCAGAAGAGCGUCUGCGUGCUCAGUCGAGUGCCUCUCUACGGUCUGCUUCAGGCUAAACUACAGCUCAUCACGCACGCCUACUUCGAGGAGAAAGAUUUUUCACAGAUCUCUAUUUUAAAGGAACUGUACGACCACAUGAACGGCUCUCUGAGGGGCUCGGCUCUCGAGGGAUCACAGGUUUAUCUUGGGUUAUCACCAAGAGAUUUAAUACUGCACUUUCAACACAAGGUUCUGAUCCUCUUCAAGCUCAUAUUGCUGGAGAAGAAGGUCCUGUUCUAUGUGUCUCCUGUCAACAGACUAGUAGGAGCUCUGAUGACAGUUCUAUCACUGUUUCCAGGUAUGAUCGAGCACGGCCUGGUGGACUCGUCCCACUACAAGCCUAAGAGCAGCGUGUCGGACGACCUGAGUCUGGUGGAGAGCGUCUCAGGAGCCGAGGAGUUCGUCUCCGUGUCCGUCACCGACAUCGCCGACACCACCAUGGAGGUGGAGGAGACCGGCCAGCCUGCCGCAGAGUCUCCGUCCUCCGGGAACGGCACAGAGGGGGACAACCACCUCCUCAAACCCCCGUCACGCACCUCUCCAGAGUCCUCGGAGAGCGACUGGGAGACUCUGGACCCCAGCGUGUUGGAAGAAAGUCCAGAGAAGAAGGAGGCAGCUGAGGGCAAAGACACGGAGCUCCUCGACGCCUUCGACUCCAAGCCGGGGACGCCCAUCACUGUGCAGCCGCAGUCCACCAGCGGCCAGGGAGGGGUCGUCCAGGGUCUGGUGUCUGGUCUGGAGGAGGAUCAGUACGGCCUGCCGCUCCCCAUCUUCACUAAGGGUUACCUGUGUCUGCCCUACAUGGCUCUGCAGCAGCAUCACCUGCUGUCAGACGUGACGGUGCGCGGCUUCGUUGCCGGGGCAACCAACAUCCUCUUCCGCCAGCAGAGGCACCUCAGUGACGCUGUCGUGGAGGUGGAAGACGCCGGCGUCCACAUCCAGGACCCCGAGCUGCGCAAGAUCCUGAGCCUGACGACGGCGGACCUGCGUUUCGCCGACUAUCUGGUCAAACACGUGACGGAGAACCGCGAUGACGUUUUCCUGGACGGGACGGGCUGGGAGGGCGGAGACGAGUGGAUCAGAGCCCAGUUCACCCUCUACCUCCACUCCUUACUGUCCUCUGCGUUACAGCAAGAUAACGAGAGGCUGCUGGCUGAUUACGGCGCGCCUUUCGUCACAGCCUGGAAGAUCACCCACAACUACCGGGUGUGGUACAGCAACAAGCAUCCUGCCAUGGCCGCCAUCACCCCGGGACAUCCGUUCCAGGGCCAGUACAGUGUUGCUGAUGUGAAGCUACGACUCUCACACUCGGUGCAGAACAGCGAGAGAGGGAAGAAGAUCGGAAACGCCAUGAUGACCACCAGUCGCAGUGUGGUCCAGACGGGGAAGGCAGUGGGUCAGUCCGUGGGCGGAGCUUUGACCAGUGCCAAGUCGGCCAUGUCCUCCUGGUUCUCCACCCUGGCUCAGCCUGCAGCUGUAACCAGCCCGGAGUACGUGGAGCCCGCCACAGAGGUCCACCCCUGAGACCCGCCGGUCCGUCUCUGACUCUGGCCCUCGUCCUCUCAUCUUCUGGCUACUGUGACGCCUGAGGGUCAGUGGACGGAGAGCUGCUUUUAUGAAGGAGAAAAAAGAAAGAUCCUCAGAAUCAAGGAGUUUUAAGUCUGAACCAUAGAACCUGACCGUCUCAUCCUCACGUUCGGCGAAGACAGCGCUGCCGUUAUAAUAACCGUACAGUCCACACCCACUGUGAGGCAGAGACUGCCACCAUGUCUGCAGGCUGCAUCGCGUCUGACCGCGUCUGACCGCCUCUUCGUACUGCUGGAUGCUUUUUCCUGUGAGACACUUAAGAUGCUGUCGUUGGGUUUCACUCUUUUGCUGCAUAUUUCUAGAGUUGAUCUAUUUUGCCGACGGUUUCGGGCUCGUGCAUUUUGCCUGAUCGUGUACAAACAAAGAUAAAUCGGUGCCGCAGGAUUCGACAGGACGGCAUGAGCUGCAGCACCGAAGAUUUCAACGGCUUAGAUUUUAAAUUCUGGCUCAUGUUCAGUGAUGUCAUCACGACGUGGUUGUUGUGGUAACUGCAUGAAUUACUGCGUAAACAAUAGACUUAAGAAAGGCUGAUUAGUUUUAUGAUUACAAGUUCGUACAUUUUUAUAAAAUAAGGAAAAAUAUCCACCGCUACUUCAGAUGUGCCCGGGAACAGAACGUCUUUUUAAAAACAUAAUCGGACGAGGGAAAAAUAAAAUAUAUAAUUUAAUUGAGACAUAAAACUUAAUUUGCUUUAUUAACCGUUUGGUUUACUGACUACACUUCAUUUAAAAUAUUUAAUAAUAGUUAUUUAUUGAUGUAUUCAGUGUUAUUUUUUACUUUUCCGAUCACAUUUUAUUACAUUAUGUCAGUAUUUCCAUAAAAUUGAACUUUUAACUCAAUUACAACCGUCAAAACCCCCUAAAAUAUAAGUUUUAAGAUGAUAUAAAAUAGAUAAAAAGUAGCAAAUUCUCCCGUUUUGUGAAGCACACGACGGAGAAUGUUCAGCGCUUUCUUUAUAAAUUAUUAAUCUAUUCCACAAACUUGAAAUGAAACAACUAGUGGAUUAUUUGACUAAUCAUUUCAGCUCUGAAACUUUAUUAUAUUUCCUGUUAAACCGGUUUCUCUCCGCUCUCAAGCAGAUGUGACGAAUCCAGAACACUACGCAACAUAAUUACAAAAUGUGAACGCUGUUACUGCAACAACCACAAUGUUGUUGCACACAUCCUUGUCCCUAAUGCCUGAUUAAAACCUCCCUUAACUAUGAAGGAAGCUGCACCGAGCUGUGCUAUUAACCCUCACCCAGGCCUUUUUAUACAAUAUAUAUAUAUAUAUAUAUAUAUAUGUAUGUAUUGGGAGAAGUAUAUUUAGUAAUCUGAAGGUAGUUUAAAGUCAUAAAGUUAUUUAUUUGUUGUGUAUAAACUCAUGUUUUGUCAUGACAACACUGGAGAAAGUCCUGACCUGUGCACCACUGUGUGUAUUUGCACAAAGCAGCCAUUAUAUUCUAUUUAUGUGAAUCUUUAUCUUGUAUAUCUGUAACUUUGAGGUGCUUUACAGGAUCUGUUCCCUCCAUGCUUCAAAUGUUCAACACCCGUUGGAUUAAAAGUGGUCCAGUGAGCAUGCUCUGUCCAGUUUUACAGCUGUGUCAUCCCGCUUUAAAACUAUUUGAAUGUUUUACUUUUUUCUUUGUUCAGAAUACUGUUCAACCUUCUUUGGCCGGCGAGUUUCAUUUCGGGAAGUUUAAGAAGAUAUCGGCUGUUAAAAGCUGCUUUUGUUUCUUUUUUUUUAUCCUCUGAUAUAUUUUCAUUUUGUAUUUAACAGAUAUGAAUGUAUUAUGAAUUAUUAUUCACAGAAUAUUUUCUUGACAGAUGCUUUUAAUGUAUUUGAGACAAAGUGAUACUCUACUAUAUUGCUGUAUUAAACAAAACUCAACUUAAAAUAUGA